Messenger RNA from Larimichthys crocea (large yellow croaker), 4275 nucleotides. Its product is annotated as C-terminal-binding protein 1. Gene Ontology annotation, molecular function: DNA-binding transcription factor binding; transcription coregulator binding; transcription corepressor activity. The transcript has 13 exons. Gene Ontology annotation, cellular component: nucleus. The coding region runs from base 460 to 1758 and encodes 432 amino acids. NCBI's taxonomy places the organism in Eukaryota, Metazoa, Chordata, Actinopteri, Sciaenidae. The record is from RefSeq and is a predicted model, not a curated record. Gene Ontology annotation, biological process: regulation of transcription by RNA polymerase II.
UCCGCGCGCGUACAGGAGACACUAACGGCUGGUUUAAAGGCGGCAAACGGACAGCUGACUAACCGCCACUCGUCGCUGAUCGUCGGCCGGAGCGGAGCUCUGCUGUCGGGGGUAGUUCAGCGGCUAACGUUAGCCUCCCCUUCUUCUCGCCGUUUAAAAACGAGCUAAUAACGCCCGGUAACCGAGCGGCAUCGAACACACGGCGCCUUGUGGACGCGGCAGACACGCUACGCCGUUGGUACAGGGGCUGCUGUAUUUGAGAAUCCACCUUAAGAAGAGGGACAGCACCCUCCCCCUCCAGCCACGGUGAACAUAUUGCCAUUGGCCGACGUCCAGUGCAGGCCCAGUGCUGAUUGGCUGGCAGGAGCUUCUGAGAGCUUACAAUUGGCCCAUUAUCUGGUGCAUGCCCACCCCCACCACCCAGCUCUGGAACAAAGUGGACACACAGAGAGGAAGGUGAUGCAAGGCAUCAGACCACCCAUUAUGAACGGCCCUAUGCAUCCACGCCCCCUGGUGGCGCUGCUGGACGGACGUGAUUGCACCGUGGAGAUGCCCAUCCUGAAAGAUGUAGCGACCGUGGCCUUCUGUGACGCUCAGUCCACGCAGGAGAUCCACGAGAAGGUGCUGAAUGAAGCAGUUGGAGCUCUGAUGUAUCACACCAUCACCCUGAUGAGAGAAGACCUGGAAAAGUUUAAAGCUCUGCGCAUCAUCGUCCGCAUCGGCAGCGGAUAUGACAACAUCGACAUCAAAUCUGCUGGGGAGCUGGGCAUAGCUGUAUGUAAUAUGCCGGCAGCGUCAGUGGAGGAGACGGCGGACUCGACGCUGUGUCACAUCCUCACCUUGUACCGACGUACCACCUGGCUGCACCAGGCUCUCCGGGAGGGCACGCGGGUUCAGAGCGUGGAGCAGAUCCGAGAGGUGGCGUCGGGAGCCGCGAGGAUCAGAGGGGAGACGCUGGGACUCAUAGGGCUCGGUCGAGUCGGCCAGGCUGUCGCCCUGCGAGCCAAGGCCUUUGGCUUCAAUGUGAUUUUCUAUGACCCUUAUUUGGCUGACGGCGUAGAGAGAUCCCUGGGACUACAAAGGGUCACCACACUACAGGACCUGCUCUUCCACUCCGACUGCGUCUCUUUGCACUGCAGCCUCAACGAGCACAACCACCACCUGAUCAACGACUUCACCAUCAAACAGAUGCGCCAGGGGGCGUUCCUGGUGAACACAGCCAGAGGGGGUCUGGUUGAUGAGAAGGCUCUGGCUCAGGCCCUGAAGGAGGGGAGGAUACGUGGAGCUGCUCUGGAUGUUCACGAGACAGAGCCUUUUAGUUUCAGUCAGGGCCCGCUGAAGGACGCUCCCAACCUGAUCUGCACCCCACAUGCUGCCUGGUACAGCGAACAGGCAUCGCUGGAGAUGAGAGAGGAGGCAGCCAGGGAGAUCCGAAGGGCUAUCACAGGUCGUAUCCCAGACAGCCUGAAGAACUGUGUGAAUAAGGAGUUCCUCACCCAGAACAACCACUGGGCGGGAGUCGACCCAGCUACCGUCCACCCCGAGCUCAACGGGGCUUAUAGGUAUCCCCCAGGAGUGGUGAGCUUGCCUGCCGGCGGCCUCCCGCCCCCCGUCGAAGGCAUCGUGCCGAGCGGCGUGCCCAUCACACACACCCUCCCGCCCGCUGUCACGCACCCUCCUCAUGCCCCGUCCCCCGGACAAAACACAGUCAAGCCGCCAGAGGGCGACAGAGAGCAGCAUCUGAACGACCAACUGUAGCCACACACGCUCAACUCUCGCACACACACACACACACACACACACACACUCCCUCUCACUCUUGCCCGUGUUGAUUGGUGACCGGAGGAGGUUGGCGUGGCAACCGGGUUCCCUCCCCAGGUGAUAAGUUGUUCGCAGAGCAUCAGAUCGACAAGUUGAGGUCCCAAUAACGAUUGAUUCACAACUCUCUGGCAAGCUCACACUCCAAAGAGGAUAAAGAAGAAGAUGAUGGAGGAGGAGGAGUGGACGGCCGUCGCAUGCUUUGAUUAAAACAGCAAGACAUUUGUCCUCUGCUCCAACCUGAAGUCCUGAGACAGACUGUAAAGAUCCACAUUAUCUUCACAUGUAGUCGACUUUUAAACCGUUUUCUUUGCCAGAAGUUUAAAAAAACAACAAAUCUGUUGAUUUGGGAAGAAAAAAAAUACUGAAUCAAAUUCUGCUGUCUUAGACGUAGUGUGUCCAAAGUUAGAGGGGCCUGUUUCAUGUCUUUCUCUCUUUUUCUGUGUCCUUUCCUUAGUUUCAUGUACAAGCAAAAAGUAGUAGGUUAUGAAAUGAAUGUAACCUGUCCGUGUACAGUUUUUAGACUUACGGCAAGAAGAUACUGAUAUCUGUAUUCCAGUGUGAACAAAAACAAAAAGGGUUAUGUGAUCUCUCUCUUUAUGUAGCCAAACUGGUUUGAGAAUACAAUAUCUGUCUUUUUUGUUUUGUUUUUUUAAAUGUGUCCCCAAAUUAAGAAAGUCCCCCCUGAAAAAAAAGAGGCAGCUUUUUGCACACCAUCUCAGGAAAUCAAUUUUCCGGCAGUUGGUAUUUUAUUUUUUAAAAUGUUUAAUUUUUAAAAAAAAGUCCUUUUUAUGCCACUUAGUGCUUUUGUUUUUCUACCUUGCUUGCCUUUUUUUGUGUCCCGCUACAUUAGAAAAAGAACUUUUGAACGAGUCGAUCUAAUGUUUGCUUUUGUUCGUUACGUUUAAAAAGGGGCAUGUGAUUUUGCUCUUGGGACUUGUGUAAAUGUUUGACCCAAAUCGAGAUGGGGUUGCAGGAGGAAAGGCCGUAGGGAGGUGGCACGAUGGUAUGCUUGGCCGGGACGACUUCAUCAGCAGUCGUGAUUUUGAUUUAAGGGACGAAACAGGUUGUGGACGAGGGUAAUGCACUAAAAAGUUUGUAGCAGCUUCCAGGUGGAGAAACAGUCGCAGUAUUCUCCAGGCUACGGAGCAUGAACAGUUCAACACACUAAGGUUUACAAAUGAUGCACAAACAUUGGCGAAUCGGUGUGUUGCUUCAUGCUGCUAAAUCAGCGUUUUCAGCCAACAGACUCUGAAUAUCAGUCAUUUAACUGCAAAAACAUCGGGUUAGUGUUCGGCUCCACUCCAACAUUUUCGUUCUCUCACUUGUACAGACGUCACAUCCAGUUACUGACUGACGAGGAGCAGUUAUGUUCUUCAAGUUUCGUGAUAGCAUGUUGGAACGUACCAAUUUCUCCAGUGUAGUGACCCUUUCAGUGACAUUUCACGAUGCGUCCUCCCUGAGUAUACCGUUAAGCCACCCCCUGUGGCCUCUGUGUCUAUGUGUACAUAUGGUGUUCUGCCUGCCUGUGUCAAUGUGACUUGGUUAUAUCUGUGUCUAAAAAAGCAGCACUGGGAGGAGGGGUGGGCGGCUAGUACUCUCCACAAGGCAUCAUUGCAAAGACUGCCAUCUAAAAACACAACUAAACACUAUGAAACAAAAAAAAUUCAAAUCUAAGCUGAGCUAAACUGAGCCGGUAAUCUACACUCUUACUGGUUACACAUUCCCGCGAUGUAAACGAGAUGCUGAUAUGAAAAUAUCUGGAAUAUUUAGUGCUGAUUCCAGUUCAUGUGUAGUUGAUGUUAGCAGGCCAGCUAAGUGACGGUGCUUUUUGCAAUCCCCCUUCUACCAGCAGCUGAGUAGUACAAACAGUUCACUGUUGCCUACCUGGUCUUCUUCAUGGUGAGGUAGUAAGAGUAGCAAUCAGGGAUGGAAAUUUCACUAGCCACUGGUGAGUGUUUGACAGCGCAGAAUCUGAAGGGGGUGUCUAGUUUAGAAGGUACUGAGGUGACGUUCAAAUGUCAAAAUAUCACUGUCAGACUAGAGCCCUAAAAAUCCUGACAGGAAUGCUGGAAUAUUUCGAAUCUCACUCUUAAUCUUUCCUCACCGGACGCCUGUCGUCGCAUGGAGGAGAAACUCUUUGCUAAUACUUCCUAACAUGAAACUGUAAGCAUUCCUCAUUCAGACAGGUGACAAGAACAACAACAGACAGCUUUUAAAGAGUCGAAGGUGCUCCUUGAAAUUCCAUCCCUGGUGGUAACACACAGUCCACUGUUGCCUACCUUGGUCCCCUUUAUGGUAAAGUAGUAGGCGUAGCAAUAUACAGUAUACAUAUUCUAUAUUCUACAGUAAAUAUCAUUAUUUUUGGUCAAAACUGACAAUCUGACAAAGAUAUGUUUGUGACUGUAUGCAUUUGUAUGAAUUAUUUUAAAAGGAAAUAAACUGUGGAAAGGUGAA